AUGACUGAUAAUAUUUGUAAAUGUGUUUUGGAAAUCCCUGCUUGAAUGAUGGAAAAUGCCGCCCGUACUUAAUAAACGAAACUGAACAUAAGUUCAACUGUUCAUGUCAGAAUGGUUUUUAUGGAGAUACCUGUGAAAACAUAACUACGAUGUCAUUCAUUGGAUCGUCCUCAGUUACUGUGAAUACAACAAGAGAAGAAGGCUACGACAUACAGUUUAGAUUCAAAACGACACUCGGUGAUGGUCUCUUGGCACUGGGCAAAGGACUAACUUAUUAUAUUCUGGAACUAUCUAAGGGACGACUCAAUCUACACUCGAGCCUGUUAAAUAAGUGGGAAGGCGUAUUCAUAGGCUCCAACUUGAACGAUAGCAACUGGCAGAAAGUUUUUGUGGCAAUAAACUCUUCUCAUUUGGUUCUUUCUGCUAACGAGGAACAAACCAUUUAUCCAAUCAGUUACAAUGAAAAUAAUAACGUAUCUUCUACAAGUUUUCCCGUGACAUACAUUGGUGGUAUACCCAACAAUCUCAAAAAAUUGAUUCAUGAAAAAUCUUUCUUUGUUGGGUGUACGGAAGACGUGUUGAUCAAUGGUGAAUGGGUCUUUCCGCACAUAAAUAAUGUCUCUUGGUUGAACUUCCAGAAUGUAGACCUUGGUUGCGUGAGGGAACCCCAAUGUGAACCUAAUCGUUGCCACUCAAGAGGGCACUGUACGGAUAGGUGGAUCAACUUCAGUUGCACCUGUGAGCGUCCCUAUUUAGGCCAUACUUGCCAGUACAACUACACAGCAGCUACUUUCUGCCAUGAAAACAUCACCGAUUCUCUUGUAACUGUUGACGUCUUUGAUAAUGCUGCAAAAGCUGUCAGAGCUAUCGUAGAUAUAAGUAUGUUCAUCAGAACUAGACAGUCGAGAGGGCAGAUUUUCUAUCUUGGUUCUGGAUUCUUGCAGAGUCCCAUUGAAGAAACUUUCAUAGCUGCACAACUUGAAGGCGGCGAACUUUUGGUCAGGAUUCAAUUGAAUGGAUCAUUAGAAGGUUAUACUGUUGGAGGGGUAAAACUUGAUAAUGGGUACAAUCACUUGAUUGCGGUAACCCGUAAUGUUACAUUGGUACAGGUUAAACUAAAUGGCACGGAAUAUUUCCGAAAAACAAUAUCAGCAGCAGGCCCUCUAGAUGCUCAAGUUUUGUACUUGGGUGGUCAACCUCAAUCAAGAUCUGUGAGGCAAACUAAUGAAAACUUGUCCAAUCCCAAAAUUGACUCAACUCCAACAGCUCCAGCAUCGCUUACCUCUGCCGUUAGCAACAUACAUUUUAAAGGAAUCAUUCAAGAUGUUCAAAUAAGCACGACUUCUUUGACUAUGAUUGUGGAAUUUUAUCCUCUAGAAGCUGAUGAUUUAGGAAUACCGAAUGCGUUUGGGAAUGUUUCUUUCGAUAAGGCUUCUGUUCUUCAAGGUGUGCAUUCUGAUGACUCUUGCAGAGUUAACCCCUGCAACCAUAAUGGGAUAUGUGAAAACACUUUCAACGACUACAGGUGUAUAUGUCCUAGAGGAUUCAAGGGCAAAGACUGUAAUGAGUUGGAAUUCUGUGAAUUGGAAGGUUGUCCUGCAGGAUCCGUUUGCAAAAAUUUGGAAGAUGGCUACGAGUGCCUAGCUAAUAGCACUUUUAAUGGACUACAACAUCCUCUUAGAUAUCAAUUAACCUUGAACCCCGCAACUUCAAACAAAUUUGUGUUUGACUCCCUAAGACUGAGUUAUCGUACACGUUCUUGGGGAACUGUCCUGUUUGCAAAAUACAUUGAGAAAUACUUUGUUAUAUUCAUUUAUCAUAAUGAAGUAGUAGUCGAGUGGAAUUUUUCUGGCCAGAUAGUGACAAAGAGGUUCCGCAAGGAUCGGUUUGAGGGUCAGUGGAUAUCUUUGUUGUUUGUUAUCCAAGGUCAAAAACUUCGAGGUGGAUUUAAGGAACGCCUUAUAGAUGAAGAUAAUGAUUUCGAGGUGGAGGGUUUUGAUGUAAUAACUUUCACCGAUAUUUUCAAAGAAGGACAAAUUUAUGUCGCUGGUAGUGAUAAUACAUUCAAUUACCAAACAAUAAUUGAAAACACUGACUACAAUCUGACAGGUUACAUACCUGUUAGCGAUACUACGACUGCUGAAUCUUUAAUGGGUAAUUCUCUAGACAGCAGCGAAUAUUCAGAAGAAAUCUUGUUGUAUAAGGUUGAUCAAAACAAGAAAACGGACAAUUUCAAGGGGUGUCUAGGAGAAAUUCGAAUAGGUAGUUUACUUUUACCCUAUUUCACUACUAAAGAAAUUUAUCCAAAUCAAACGUAUGCUAAAGAAAUCUUCGAACUGGAUGCUGAAAGCAAAGUGGAACAUGGUUGCAUUCUGUGCUACAUUAGUGAUUGUUUUAACCAAGGAUUCUGCAUAAACAGUACUGAGACUUACAAGUGUAAUUGCCCAGCUGGUUACACAGCAGAUGAUUGUUCGAUUAACAUAAAUGAGUGUGAAAAUAACCAGUGUCAAAACAAUGCCACUUGUGUAGACUUGAUCGAUGAGUACAAAUGUGAAUGUUUAUCCGGUUACGAGGGGGAGUACUGUGAAAUUGAUAUUGAUGAAUGUUUAAGCAAUCCGUGCAGACAUGGGGGUACAUGUAACGACCUUGUAGGUACUUUCAAAUGUGACUGCCCAGAAGACUUUGUUGGUAAACAAUGUGAAGCUCCUUUAUUGAUAACAUGUGAGAAUAGACCGUGUAGAGAGGGGGCUACUUGCAAAACUGGACAUAAUGAAAUAACGCAAAAUAAUUUCACUUGUUUCUGCACUGAAGGAAUGGAGGGACCACUGUGUGAUACACCUUUCUGUUUAAGACAACAUUGCGAGCAUGGUUAUUGUAAUACGACGGGAAAUGUACCAUUCUGUGAAUGCGAAAGGGGAUUUGAAGGAGAGUUUUGCGAAAUUAAUACCAAUGAGUGUGUUUCUCCUACUGGGGGUAGUCCUUGUCAGAAUAAUGGAGUGUGCAUUGAUGGUAUCUCUAGAUAUGAUUGCAACUGCACUGGAACAGGUUACAGUGGACUAUUAUGUGAAAUAGAUAUCGAUGAAUGUAAGACUAACAGGAUGGCAUGUGGCAGAGCAGGUACUUGUGAGAAUAUGCCAGGAACAUAUCGCUGCAUUUGCGACUCCAUUAAAGGAAAGUGCGGACAUCAGUGUGAUUUAGAUGAUCCUUGUGAAAAAAAUCCUUGUGUUCAUGGCACUUGUCAAUCCCAGUGUAGACAUAAGUCUGAUUAUAUUUGUAUCUGUGAUGAAAAUUAUGUGGGAAAGAACUGCGCAGAACUACCCCAGGAGGCGUUGGGCCAGUCUGAAGGAGGUAUCAACAUUCUGUACAUAAUAAUACCCAUCGUUUUGGCCCUUGUCAUUGGGUUUGCUAUUGGAAUGGCAGUUUUAGUGAACGUAGCACGCAGUAAGAGAGCAACAAGGGGCACCUACAGUCCAAGUGCUCAGGAAUUUUGUAAUCCUCGUGUAGAACUUGAUCACGUUCUCAAACCACCACCCGAGGAAAGGCUGAUAUAGUUUAGAGCAUUUUUAUUUAUUCUUCUAUGGUUUUUGUACUUAAUUACUUUUUGUUCAAAUUAUUUUUGAUCUAUUUUCAUUAGGUAUUUUGAAUUUAAAUAUUUUAUGAUUCUAAAAUGGAAGUCGUCAGGAGUCAAUUUAUGCGAGUUUUUCAUGUAGUUGCUUUCAUUAAGAAUGUAAAUAUCAGGAGCAAAAUCUCAUUCGAAAUUGAGGGUAAAAGUUUUUCAUGUCUUAGAAUGACUUCAGGAAAUAGCAAAUAUGUUUUGGGGAUUUUGUAGCCCAUUUUUUGCAAAUUCUAACUACACAUUGUGAUCAGCGUUACAAAUGUUGAAAUAUUAACACGUGACAGCCCUGUCAUAUUUAAAUAUUUUUUAAACAGAUUUGUUCAGUAUUCUUUCAAUUAUCUUAUUAGUAAUUGAUGGGGAAAAUGUCAGUCAUAUCAAUAGCUUUCUGAUGUUGCUUACUAAAAAUAAUUUAUUGAUUCUUGAUGACAUUUUCAAAUAAUUUUACCAAAUUUUUCAGUCAUUGUGAUUUUACAAAAUCUUUGUAUAAUUUGUGGUACCUACAUAUUUAUGUUAAUAAUCGAUUUUUUUCCUGGAAUUGUUAUACUCACUAUUUUACUAUGUAAUUAAUUAUUUAGUUGCUAGUUAGUAAUUUAUUUUUUCACUAAGCAAUACAUUUCGAACAAAUCUUAUGAAGACCGUCCAUGAAGUGGAAAUGUGAUAGAAAUAUUUUUUUAAAUUGUGGUGUACACUAUUCGAAUUUUUGUAAUUUAAUUUGAGCUAAACCAAAGUAAUUGAUUGUAUGUAUAUAUUUUAUUAUCUACUCAUAUUUUAUACUCCGACCAAUAAAUAAUAUUAAGGAUGUAUUAAAGAGAAAAUACCAACAGAAAAU
Molecule: messenger RNA, 4445 nt
Organism: Leptinotarsa decemlineata (Colorado potato beetle)
Lineage: Eukaryota; Metazoa; Arthropoda; Insecta; Coleoptera; Chrysomelidae
Gene: crb
Product: cell polarity complex component crumbs
Molecular function (GO): calcium ion binding
Source: RefSeq, a predicted model, not a curated record